ACCAUAAGCCCAAUUUCUGAUGCCCAAAAAAACAAUGCAAAACCCCUUUCUUCUUGUCAUCCUGCACAGCAAAACCCUACACAGAUCUUCCUAACAGUUCUUUGGAAGAACGAAAGAAGGAAUCAUCACCCAACUCAAUCACAGACAACAGAACAUAACUGUUUCAUAACGAAUUCGUUUUUUUCCCUCCCUCCUCGUACCUGAUCGAAACCCAAAACCGUAAAAAAAGUACAGUAAUGGCGGGUGGUAGGUUCCGCGAGCUCUUCAAAAAAUACGGCAAAGUAGCAUUGGGCGUUCACUGCAGCGUCUCCGCCGCUUCCAUCAGUGGCCUCUACGUUGCAAUAAGGAACAACGUUGACGUCGAGUCCGUGCUCGAAAAGUUUCAUAUGGGUGCUGUUUCCGAUAAAGAAGACCCUAAUUCUGAUAACCCUAACCUUAAUUCCUCUUCUUCCGUUGAUUCCGUUGACCCUGUUAUGGUCAACGCUGCUGACGACGAAGAGAAGCCCAAGAGUAGGACCGCGCAGCUCGCUGCCUCUGCCGGCGGCGCCUUCACGCUCGCUCUGCUAUGCAACAAGGCGUUGUUCCCGGUUAGGGUUCCGAUCACCGUUAUGCUGACGCCGCCAAUCGCGAGGUUCUUGCGGAGUAGGAACAUCAUCAAGAGUAUUUGAAUUAGGGAUUUUGGUUUUGUGCUGCUAUGUGAUUUUUAUAGCUGGAUUUUGUUGAUUUUUUAGAAUUGCUUGAGGACUAAGGGUUUUACUGGGGUUUUAACUCCAAUUUCCAUGGAAUUCAUUGCAAUAUGAAAAUUUUCAUUUUUGAUUAAAAAAAAGGGGGGCAAUUACAUCUUGAUAUUUAUGACUUUUGUCUUGUUGGAUUUGUGGUUCAUGAUUGCUGAACUUGGGAACGGAAUAACAUGUGAAAUAUUAUCAAUAAAGCCCUGUAAGAAGUAGUUUUUCAACUUA
Arachis duranensis is the source of this 959-nucleotide messenger RNA. RefSeq lists its product as uncharacterized. The record is from RefSeq and is a predicted model, not a curated record. The transcript has a single exon. Lineage: Eukaryota; Viridiplantae; Streptophyta; Magnoliopsida; Fabales; Fabaceae. Gene Ontology annotation, cellular component: mitochondrion. Bases 237 to 668 code for a protein of 143 amino acids.